CAAAACAAUUUUAAAAGAAUUUCAGAAACGUGUAUGUGUUUCCAAUUUAAAUACGCAGUGUCAUGACAGUGCUAGUGUUAAAUCAGUGCAACCGGAACGAAAUGACAAAAAUAUCGCAUCGCAGUCAUUUACAUUCGUAUCUCAGGCGCGUGAUGCUAUAGGUAAGAACGAACGAGUCGCCUGCGCAUCGAAUAUAACACAUAACACGCAUUCGAUAAUGCAUAAUAUUUCACCGAGCGGAAGGCAGCGGCCGUUUGACAAAUCUACACGAGUGCAUGUACCGUCUUAUCGCGAUAUUAUUCUUAAUUCAAACAAUUCAACAAUGCAAGAACGUCAUACUAUGCGACAUGAUGACAGUUUUAUAAUUGUUGAACGUAAAAAACGUAGAAAGUUAAAUAAUAAUUUGACCGGCACCGCACGGUGUUCUAAUAAAUUACAAACUGCUGAUUUAACAUCUGCUGUGUACGUAUCUCGAUUAAGAAAAACCACGACAGCUGAUGAUGUGAGAGAUUAUAUCAUGGAGAACGGUGAAGAAUGUCUUAAAAUUGAGUUAUUGACACAGAGACAUGACACCGAUUUUUGUUCAUAUAAAUUAACUGUACCAAGGCGCAAAUUAAAUACAUUCUUGAGUAAUGACUUUUGGCCUGAGGGCGUAAAAUUUAGAUUGUACCGUGAGCACACGGCGAGAGGAAAUAAACCGUCUUAAAAUUUACUACAAUAUGGAUAUCACAACCACAAGAAUAAAAAUAUCAUCUUUUAACUGUAAGAAUAUUAAGAAAUCUUUAAUGACUAUAAAAUAUUUAACUGACACCUCGCAACUUAUAGUGCUGCAAGAGACGUGGCUAUUGGAACAUGAGUUGAAUUUCGUCCAUAGUAUUAAUAGCCAGUUUGGAUGUGUAGCAAAAUCUUCUGUAGAUUCUUCUGUUCUUCUUCGAGGGCGUCCUUUUGGAGGGCUCGCCAUCAUGUGGCACAAGGGUUUAUUUCCAAACGUAAUACCGGUUGAAUGUUUAAAUAAUAGGAUACAGGCGGUGCGUGUGUGUCUUCAUUCGGGUUCAUUUCUGUUAGUGAAUGUGUAUAUGCCGACGGACCAAAGUGAGAAUGUUGAAGAGUUUACAGAGUGUUUGGCACAAAUUUAUGCUAUUAUAGAGGAAUCCGAUGUCCAGGUAGCAUAUAUCCUGGGCGACUUAAAUGCUCAUCCAGGUGCUAGAUUCGAUGUUGGUGCUGGAAGAAGAAACGGACAGCCGGCGGGAUGUGCUGAGGCAGCGUCGUGGAAAUGACAAACACUAUGUGUAUGAUAGAGUGUUCGCCGAAGAAAGCACGCAGGAUGAUGUGUACGAUGCAGUAUGUGCGCCACUCGUUGGGGAUACUUUGAACGGCAUAGCUGGUGCUGUGUUCGCCUACGGAGCGACUGGCGCCGGCAAAACUCACACCAUGACGGGACUUAUGUCCAGGGCUCUCAGCCAUCUCUUCUCUGCGAUAACCAAGAACGAGAGCCACGAUUCCUUCGAGGUCAAAAUGUCAUACAUCGAGAUAUACAACGAGAAUAUUCGGGAUUUGCUGAACCCCAGCGCGGGACCCUUGGAGCUCCGGGACGAGGGCAGCAGCGGGGCACCCACCGUCGCUGGACUCAGUGAGAUCAAGGCAACAGAUGCUUCGCACGUCGCCGAGCUGCUGGCCAAGGGUGAUCGUGCAAGAACCGCUGAACCCACGCAAGCCAAUCAACACUCUUCGCGAGGACAUGCUCUGCUAAGCGUUUCAGUUAAUAAGAAAGUAUCAGCGGGCAUGCAACGAGGAAGAUUGUUUCUGAUUGACUUGGCGGGCUCGGAGAAGGCGGGGACACGGGCUCGUCGGCUGGAAGGAGCUCACAUCAACCGGUCGUUGUUAGCUCUGGCUAACUGUAUCAUGGCACUGUCCGGAGGGGCAAGAUACGUGAACUACCGGGACUCGAAGCUGACGCGGCUUCUACGAGAGGUUCUCGGAGGAAGAUGUCGGACCGCGAUGAUAGCUCACGUCUCGCCGGCGGCCGAACACAGAGACACUACUCGCUCCACGUUACACUACGCCCAGCGAGCAUCCACCAUCACCAAUAAGGUGCAACGGGAACUGGUUCAAACACCGAUGCAUUUAUCUCAAUAUCGCGUUGUUAUCAACGAGCUUCGUGAAGAAAUCGCAAGGCUUAAGGUUAAAAUGAAGGAUGACCGUACAAGCAAACCAAAUGAAGACAGCCAAGGAGCAUUGGAAAUUUUAAGCCCAGUCGAUUCAGAGCAGAAUGCAACGCAUUUAAAGACACUGCGAGAGGCAAUUGUAUCAACGUUUAAGCAGCAAAUGAGGCUACGACGAAGACUAAUGGAGCUGGACAGCCACCUUCUGGGAUUGGCGCUGGAUGCAGAAAGGCAACACGCAGCUAUAUCACACUGGGAGGCCAGGUUCAACCGUCUCUACAAACCUAUCAGCUUUAACGGAUCCAGGCUGAGCACCCAACAGAGCUAUAGGGGAGUAACGGGUAUGGCUGUGAGCGGCAGCACAGAGCGGGCUGAAGCAGAGGUAGCGGUAGAACAGGCGUGGUCGGAGCUGGCGGCUGUCGAGAGGGAACAGGAGGCUGCGAGGCUGGAGCGGGACCGAGUGGAACGGCAUCUGGAGCAGGUGCGGCUGAGGGGCGCGCAGUUAGAGAAGGAGUUACCAGCUCAUAUCAGCAGCGGUCCUGAGCGUGAGGUGCUGGCGCUAGUGUGCCGCGUGCAUGAGCUGGAGGCAGACAAGUUGGCGCUUCAGGGAGAGCGCGCGGCCAGAACCCACGAGCUGCGCAGACGAGACCUGGCGCUGCAGCGACGAGACGCGCAGACCAGGCUCACUGACGAGAUCAUCACCAGACAGCGACGUCAGCUCGAAGAACUGGGUGUUGCAGUACAACCGGACUUGGCGCAACUAUACGAGUUGUAUCAACAGGAGAUUCACGCCUCCACUUACACAGAGAGCAACGAUAUAUUCAAUUCACAUCGCUUACCACCUAUCUCUAGCAGUCUAUCAGAGCUAACGUGGUCGGAGAGUUCGAGCGGCUCUGGGCGAGGGUCCAGCUCAGGGUCCGGUGGCACGCUGAUGGUAGACCGGCUGCCGCGACUGGCGCCCACACCUCGACCACGGACCAGAUACAGCCAAGCAAGUUCUACAACAUUGAAGCGAUACUCUAGUGACGACAGUCUAGUAAUGGCGGCUCCGAGAGGAAGUGACGGCGCCCCUUGAGCUUCGCCACAGACAAAAAAUAAUUGUGUCAUUCAAUCGAUUGAUCGAUCAUUUAUUCGGUUUAAGAUGUGUGUAGUAUGAAUUUU
Messenger RNA from Leptidea sinapis, 3323 nucleotides. RefSeq names its product kinesin-like protein KIF19 (gene Kif19A). The record is from RefSeq and is a predicted model, not a curated record. The transcript has 14 exons. Bases 1189 to 3237 code for a protein of 682 amino acids. Gene Ontology annotation, molecular function: ATP binding; microtubule binding; microtubule motor activity. Gene Ontology annotation, biological process: microtubule-based movement. NCBI's taxonomy places the organism in Eukaryota, Metazoa, Arthropoda, Insecta, Lepidoptera, Pieridae.